Fusarium redolens is the source of this 6336-nucleotide messenger RNA. Its product is annotated as FtsJ-like methyltransferase-domain-containing protein. Bases 1 to 6336 code for a protein of 2111 amino acids. The record is from RefSeq and is a predicted model, not a curated record. The transcript has 6 exons. Gene Ontology annotation, cellular component: cytoplasm. Gene Ontology annotation, biological process: tRNA methylation; cytoplasmic translation. Lineage: Eukaryota; Fungi; Ascomycota; Sordariomycetes; Hypocreales; Nectriaceae. Gene Ontology annotation, molecular function: tRNA methyltransferase activity.
AUGACAACGCAACUCCUUGCCACGGAGCUGGCCAAUCUCAUACAGGAGAGCAAGAGGAAGCAUAAUGAUUUGCGACAAGCUGCAGAGAAGUCGUUAGAGGAGUUGAAGAACUUGAGAAAUCCUUCUGAACAAACAGCACCUGAAGAGCUAUCUCAAAAACCCAACUUUGUUAAUCCAUUCAUUAUCGCAUGCGGCACCAAAAAUGCCAAGUUUACCGCCAUCGCUAUUGUCUGCCUUCAACGUCUCAUCGUUGCGCAAGCUCUUCCGCGUUCAAAGCUGAACCAAGUACUGGAGGCCUUGAUGCAAGCUACCUCAGCUGGUCUGGAUGUGCAGCUCAAGAUCUUGCAAGCACUACCUUCACUCGUUCAAAAUUACGCAUCGGAUCUUAAGGGGAACUUGUUGGUGACGACAUUGAACAUUUGCUUUACUCUUCAGAGCAGCAAAAAUGCCAUUGUGAACCAUACAUCAGCAGCGACGCUCCAGCAACUGGUCGUGUCUGUGUUUGACAAAGUUGUCGCUGAAGACAAGAAAGCAGGCGACGCGCCUACAGCAAACGAUGCUGAGUAUUCGGAAAAUCAUCCUGCAGCUACCGAUGCCUACCGGAUCUUUAACGACCUGUGCCUUAUGACGGAAAACCAACGACCUGAGUUCAUCCGCGUUUCGGGACUUCCACAGACUUUUGGACUUGAACUCAUUGAAUCUGUCAUCACAAAUCAUGCCACCGUCUUCAGCAACCACCCCGAGCAAGCUCAGAUUCUGCGAAGCAGAGUUAUGCCACUCAUCAUUGGGGCUUUGAAAGGGAAACCGAACUUUGCGACCACAGUACGCCUUGUGCGCAUUCUGUACACUAUGCUGCGUAGGCACAUCGGCAUAUUGCCAUCAGAAUGUGGUGAGGCGCUAACAGUUCUAACGCAAAUUCUCGAUCAAGAUGAAACCGUCUGGAAGAGAGCACUGUGUAUGGAAGUUUUCCGUGGGAUCUUUGCAGACCAUGCCCUGCUCAGACGAAUCUACGCAAUGUUCGAUGCCAAAGAAGGGGAGAAGGAUGUCCUCAAGCCAUUGAUUGCCACUUUCGUGCGCUUAAGCACAGAAAAGCCUGCUGUAAUUGGACUCGGACAUUCAUCGUCACUCCCUACAACUAGCUCGAACACAAAUGGCUCUUCUGAGCAAGCCAUCGCUGAAGCAAGUGGCAUGACUGGUUUGAUGACAGGACCGGUCGGUGCAGAGACGACAACUACGGGUAUCAGUACCCAGUUUAGCUCGGUUCGUGUUCCUUGCAUUGAUCAACUCGAUAAGACGGAAGCGCCCACUAUACCGGAGUCGUAUCUCUACAGUCUGGUAUUAGCCUGUAUAUCGUCUGUAUCUGAUGGUCUUGCGAAGUUCAUACUACCUCUUACAGUCCCGAAUGAGACGAGAAACCGAAAGAGAACUUCUCGGCAAGAAUUUGGUCGUGAUUCACCGGCACCACCGUCUGAGCAAGAGAGUACUCCACCCAGAGGGAAGAUGGAAAGGUCAGCGUCUUUUAAGAAGAACCCAGUUCCGCUGAACCCGCUUUCUUUAGAGGAUCAUCCUCUCCAUUCUGAAGUCAAGAUCUGUGCUACAAUUGUGGAGGAAUGCUGGCCUGCUAUUCUCGCGACUUGCUCUACCUUCUUAUACGCUGCGCUCGACUCCGAGUAUUACCACGGACUAGUCCGUGCCUUCCAACGAUUUGCCCACGUCGCUGGCUUGUUGCAAUUAUCAACCCCUCGGGAUGCUUUCCUCACAACUCUGGGUAAAGCAGCCGUCCCGCCCAAUGUGCUCACAGCUUGCGUCAAUGCUGGCCAGCCUCGACCACAGACACCAAGCACACCAACCGACGGCAGUCUCUUUAGUAACGCCCGGGGACUUCUGAGCGUUGACAGCCUGACACCCACUACCCCUACGGCUGACAAAGGACGACAGGCUUCAUUUGACGCCUCUGUUGCUUCUUUAAAUACUCGAAACUUGCUAUGUCUUCGGGCACUUCUGAACUUGGGCAUAGCGCUGGGUCCAACUUUGGCAGGAGCUUGGAGUAUCAUUCUGGAGACACUUCAACAGGCUGACUUUGUCCUUUUCGUAAGCGGAAAGUCUCCUGGCAGGACACCAACUAUGAACCGAGGACCGGAUGCAGGUGGUGACAGUGAAGCUGCAACGUUGAUGGCCAACUUUGGCUCUGAGGUUCGUGCGGUUGAAACAGCGGCAUCGAGACUUAUUGAAAGCACUGUUGACUUCCCCAACGAGUCAUUUCUGAAAGUCGUGGCGGCUGUCUGUAGUUUGCUGACACAGAAGCCAGCUGAGCAGCCUGAGACCACCACUCAGCCUCAGACACCGUCUGAUGGUCAACAGCUUAAGGCUCCCGUGGUACAGGGUCGUAGGUUUUCUGGUCAGCAAAUGAGUUCUGGGUCAACUCAAGAAGAUCAAUUCGCACUUGCUAAGCUUGGAGAACUUGCCACCAUCAACAUUGAGCGACUAUUAGAAUACAGCCCGGAGAAAUCUGGCUGGGAGGUGUUGACUAAUGAGUUGAUCGACACUCUCACCUCUUCCUCCAUGAACUCAUCUGUCAGAACCAGGGCAGCAGACAUUCUUGUGAAACUGGUUCUGGAGGCUGCUAAUGUCACAUCUUCCCUGCCAGAGGAGGCUCGUGGGGAGAUUCAGCUCCGGUUCUUUGAGGCCCUUCGCAGGUCACUGGCGCCUCUCCUUAAAGGUGACCGAGAAGUUUCUCUUGCGAGCCAUUCAACAGACAUCGAUAUUCAUAAAAUUAUCCUUGAUGGUCUUCAAAGUAUUAUCGAGGGCAACGGAGAAACACUGGUCAAGGGAUGGGACAUAGCCUUUGAGAUCAUUGGUACCAUCUUUAUUACGAGGGAAUUCGAUCCUGCCUAUCGUCGUGGCUCGGUCGCCAACCCAAUUCUGCUUGACACCCGAUCAGCAAGACUUAUCAGGUCUUCUUUCAACUCUCUUCAGCUCAUUUGCUCGGACUUCCUGGCUUCGCUACCAAACUCAUGCUUCUUGAUCCUGGUAGACAAUCUCUACAAGUUCUGUUCGCAAGAUGACGACCUCAAUAUCGCAUUGACUACGGUGACGUUUUUCUGGGUGUUGUCGGACUUUCUCUCUGCGAAGAACGAGUCCCUAGCCAUCACUGCAGACAUGAUGCAAAACACUGAGCUUUCCGAUCUGGAGAAAAUGGCAGCUGACCAUGGUCACAAGAACUCUGAUGCAGCAUUGUGGAUGUUGCUUCUGCUACGACUGACCAAUGUCACCACUGAUGACAGACUUGAGCUUCGCAACAGUGCAAUUCAGACUUUGCUCAGGAUCUUUGAUGCCUACGGUGACCGACUCAGUCCAGAGUCUUGGUCGAUAUGUGUCAAAUCAGUUGUCUUCAAGCUAUUGUCAUCGAUCGAGCAAGAGAUCAAAGUUCUACAGACAGAUGAGGAAGAAGAUACCGAUGACAGUGACCGGGCUGAAUGGACUGAGACGGCUGUUGUGGUUCUCAACGGUAUUUCCAGCCUUCUCGCUAACUACCUUGAUAUUCUUACCGGACACCCCUCAUUCGAUCACCUAUGGCAGGAGUUACUUUCUCAUCUCACCACUCUCCUUGACUUUCAAGUCCUUGAUAUUAAUACCGCGACAUUUAAAGCUCUUGCUCAUGUUUUGUCUCAGACUAAUAAUGAGGGCAAGUCUGUCUUCAGCAAGACAGCGAUCGACAUUGCAUGGGAUCUCUGGGCAAGAGGAGUCCCGAUAUCCAAACCUGUCGAUGAAAAGGCCGAAGACAACCAAAAUUGUCUCAUUGCAUAUGUAUCUGCCUUGACGGAGAUAUAUCGACUUGUGCAGGAAGACCUGGAGGUGAAACGAGUUGGCAGAAUCUUAAGUCUCCUUCGUGAGACCUUGGACGAAGCUUCGGCUGGGAAUUACGUCCAGGACAUCGAAUAUGUGACGCCUUUACAAGCACAUAUUCUCGAAGCUGUCCAAAUGAUCCGAACAGACAUUGAAGGAGUCCCAUCGGCUAUGAUCACCCAAGUUGCGGAUUUCGUGGUCUUACCAUUUGUUCAGACCAGCCCCUCAAAGCCAGGACCUAAACGCACUUACAUUGCGCUUUCGAAGGCGAGCAUGAAGACCCUUGAGAACCUUAUUCUCGAGCACUCGAAGGACUCGGAUAUCUACCGCAGCAACUCCUUCUCAGAGGCUCUAAAGGCUUUGUGCAAGCCCAUUGAACUAAAAUACGGCUUUCCUACCAUUACUAAAUCCACUCAGCCAUGGAGGCUAGCUACAUCUACAGCACUUACGAUCCUAGAAGCGACCCUGUCGCAAAUCACCAGCCUCGAACUGCCAAACGGAGUUGUCCAGAACAUCUGGACGACAAUCGCCGCCAUCGCUGAUGGUAUCAUGAGCGCAGAUUGUAGUAUUGCUCCUCCAGGAACCGACUUCGCAGGCGACGAAGAGUUCGACAUCACAUCUUUCCAUAAGCUGCGAGAACUCAUUAUUCCCGCACUUGGAGCCGCAGCUGUUUCUGAGAAGGCUCGCAAGGCUUACGCUGAAAGCCUUUUCAAGACUUCAAUAAUUCAUGCUCCAUCGCCAGACGAGGAGUCGAUCAUCAACGGCACACACGAGAAAGGCCUGUCGGCACUCUAUGCUCCUCGUGCAGGACGAACAAUAUCGGUAUUGCCGACCAGGCGCGUGAAGAUGGCUUAUGUCGCUUGCGAAGUGCUAUUUGCUCUGGUUGCUGCGAAAGAUGAGCCAACAAUUGUUAUCCAACCUCCAACGCCCAAAUCACCGAACCCAAAGCAGGGCCGCUUUGCUGAGUCACCCGUUACUCUUCACGCUCGUAUUGCCAGCACAGUUGCGCCAUUCCUCAUCCUUAGAUGCGCAUUGACACUGAGGGCUUACAUCGCUGAUCAACCUCUCCGAGGCAAGAUGCCCCAACCCCUGAGCCAACGAAAGGAAUUAUUGUGGAUUCUUCAAAAGCUGGUUGAGUUGAAGAGUGAUAAGAGCGCCAUUCCGGAAUUGAAUAAUAUUGAGAGCGACGAGAGGAAGCAUUUGUUAAGGCUAUAUCCUCUUAUUGUUCGAGCAUCUGGUGUUGUUGGGGACGAGAAAGUUGGUAGUCUUUUGAGAGAGGCAUUGGAGGUUAAAAAUUCAAUCUCGACAUCAAGACCAAGAUACGUCGACACCAUGGGAAAGUCCUCAAAAGAUAAGCGCGACGCCUACUACCGACUUGCAAAGGAGCAAGGAUGGCGCGCUCGAAGUGCCUUUAAGCUUCUACAAUUGGACGAGGAAUUCGACCUAUUCGCCGAUGUCACUCGAGUCGUCGACCUCUGCGCCGCACCCGGAAGUUGGUCGCAAGUACUAUCCCGCGUACUGAUCAAGGGCGAAAAGUUUGGAAGGGCUGCUUGGCAGGAUAAGGAAGCCAAGUUUCGACAGCAGAUGCUGGGAAUUCUACCCAAGGACAGCGACAGCGAGCAAACAACGGAAACCGAGCAGAUUCAGGAGCAACAGAAGGAGACUACAAAGCCCAGAGAAGAUGUUAAGAUUGUGUCAAUCGAUUUACAGCCUAUUUCACCACUCGCGGGUAUUACAACACUCCGAGCCGAUAUUACACAUCCUGCGACGGUCCCUCUGCUACUCUCAGCUCUUGACCCCUCUUAUGAUCCCAAGACUGCUGGCACACAGGCCUCGCACCCGGUUGAUCUCGUUCUGAGCGAUGGAGCUCCUGACGUGACAGGUCUUCAUGACCUCGACAUCUACGUUCAAUCUCAACUACUCUUUGCCGCCCUGAACCUCGCACUCUGUGUCCUCAAGCCCGGAGGCAAGUUCGUCGCCAAGAUCUUCCGCGGAAGAAACGUCGACGUUCUCUACGCCCAACUCAAGAUCUUCUUUGAAAAGGUCAUCGUCGCCAAGCCCCGCAGCAGUCGCGCAAGCAGUGUGGAAGCUUUCAUUGUAUGCAUCAACUUCCAACCCCCCGCUGGUUUCCGAGCCAGUCUCGAAGAGCCCCUCGGCGUUGGUGGACGAUUGGAGGAGAUGCUCAAGGAAAAGGGUGACGUUGACAUGCAGGACUCGACGACUAAGGAUGAGGGUGUCGUGGAAAUGGAGGUUUACGAUGAGACGACCGAGGACACGGAGAGAAGCACUCGAUGGGUUGCACCGUUCAUUGCCUGUGGAGAUCUAUCCGCCUUUGACUCCGAUGCAUCAUACCAGCUCCCUGAGGACUACGUCUCUCUAGAUCCCGUCCAGCCACCCAUUGCUCCCCCGUAUAAACGCGCCAUUGAGAUGCGAGCCGCCAUGUCCGGAUCACAGCGCUCAACAGAUUUUCCAAAUUCUCACACAAAAUGA